AUGGCAUCUCUAUCCUCAGUUAACGUCCUCACUCUCCCUCUCUCGUCCAUCCACCUCCUAGUCUUCCUGAGCAGCCCCUCAAUCACCACCUGCAUUAAAUCACCCCCGGAAGUAGGGCAGCAACAACCAACACAGACAUCCCCACCAGAAGGGGCAUCUCAGGGCUCAGAAUCAGACAGGGUCAUAAAUCUCCCAGGACAGCCCUCAGCCCCUUCCAUCUCUCACUUCUCAGGCUACAUCACAGUCAAUGAGGCCCACGGGAGGGCCCUCUUCUACUGGUUCUUUGAGGCCCAGUCUCAGCCUUCACAGAGACCUCUUCUUCUCUGGUUCAAUGGAGGGCCUGGUUGUUCGUCGGUUGGGUAUGGUGCUGCCGUGGAAUUGGGGCCCCUCAGAGUAAACACCAAUGGGCCUGACCUUCCCUACAACAAAUAUGCUUGGAAUCAAGGGGCAAAUCUGCUGUUUGUGGAGUCACCAGUUGGAGUUGGGUUCUCUUACACCAACACAUCUUCUGAUCUGUCCAUGCUGGAUGAUGCCCUCGUGGCUGAGGAUGCAUACAGCUUCUUAGUGAAUUGGCUUCAAAAGUUCCCACAGUUCAAGACCCAUGAUUUCUUCCUUGCUGGAGAGAGCUAUGCAGGUCACUAUGUUCCUCAGCUAGCUGAGCUAAUCUAUGACAGAAACAAAGACACAGCUAAAUACACACCAAUCAACCUCAAAGGCUUCAUUGUAGGGAAUCCAGAAACAAAUGACUACUAUGACUACAAGGCCGUGCUCGAGUAUGCAUGGAGCCAUGCUGUGAUCUCGGACCAGCUCUAUGACAAAUGCAAGCGAGCCUGCGAUUUCAAAGUCUACGACUGGUCUGACGAGUGCAACAAGGGCAUGUACACCGUGUUCAUGACCUACCAGCAAGAGAUCGACAUCUACAACAUCUACGCCCCGCAAUGCCUCCUCAACUCCUCCUCCAUGUCUUAUUCUCUGUCUCACACAAGUGAAAGCCGCAUCGAGCCACGCACCAAGGUGAAUGGAUAUGGUUUGAGGAGGAUGAGAAUCCCAGGAGGGUAUGACCCGUGUUUCACUCAGUAUGCAGAGAUGUACUUCAACAGACAAGAUGUUCGAUCUUCUCUCCACGUGAGAGCAGCCAAUCCCACCAUUAACUUGAAGGCCUGCAAUGAAUCCUUGGGAGAUACGUAUGACUACUCGGUGUUCUCGGUACUGCCAAUCUACAGCAAACUCAUCAAAGGUGGACUCAAAAUAUGGGUGUACAUCGGCGACGCGGACGGUAGAGUGCCGGUGCUUGGGACGAGGUAUUGCGUAGAAGCUCUCGGACUCUCUAUUAAAUCUCCUUGGCGUUCGUGGUACCAUGACCAUCAGGUUGGAGGGAGGAUAGUGGAAUAUGAAGGAGGAUUGACACUAGUGGCAGUGAGAGGUGCAGGUCACUUGGUGCAUCUGAACAAGCCCAGUGAAGCUCUUGCCCUCUUUCAUUCUUUCUUGACUGGUCAAGAUCUCCCCAAGCAGAGAUAAAUCUUUUUAUUUUAAUUUUUUUUGCUUUCUUUUUAUUUUUCCUGUGG
This is a messenger RNA of Syzygium oleosum, 1565 nucleotides long. Its product is annotated as serine carboxypeptidase-like 33. Gene Ontology annotation, biological process: proteolysis. Gene Ontology annotation, molecular function: serine-type carboxypeptidase activity. Lineage: Eukaryota; Viridiplantae; Streptophyta; Magnoliopsida; Myrtales; Myrtaceae. Gene Ontology annotation, cellular component: vacuole. The record is from RefSeq and is a predicted model, not a curated record. The transcript has 10 exons. Bases 1 to 1518 code for a protein of 505 amino acids.